This is a messenger RNA of Rotaria socialis, 1101 nucleotides long. NCBI's taxonomy places the organism in Eukaryota, Metazoa, Rotifera, Eurotatoria, Philodinida, Philodinidae. The record is from the annotation of a GenBank genome assembly.
AUGAUGUUCAACAUUUGCAUUGUGUUUGCGUUUUAUCUUGUAUCAAUAAAUGGCCACGGCUAUUUAUUUGAUCCAGUUGCUCGUAGUUCAGCUUGGUUGAUUGAUCCAUCCUUUAAAGAAUGUUGUACAUAUUCCAGUCACAUGGAAAUGUUUUGCGGCGGUGUUGGACAUCAAUGGAAUACAAAUGGAGGUAAAUGUGGUAUUUGCGGUGAACCAUACGAUAGGGCAAUCAAAUUAUUUGAAAAAGGUGGAGCAAAAUAUACAGGAAAAAUCGUUAAAACAUAUAAUCAAGGAGAACAAAUCGAUGUACAAGUCAAGUUAUCAGCAAAUCAUCAAGGUCAUUUUGAAUUUCGAUUAUGUAAUGUAGAUAAUACUCCAAAUUCUGAUGCAACACAAGAAUGUCUCGAUCGUUAUUUAUUAACUAUUGCUAAUACAGACUCAACUAGAUAUCGUGAUGUUGUUAAACAUGGUUCUGACACGAUAACUGUUCGUGUUCAACUUCCGCUAGAUGUGUCUUGUCAUCAUUGUGUAUUUCAAUGGAAAUAUACAACAGGAAAUAAUUGGGGUCGAGAUUCUGCUACAAAUAAAUCAGGUCCUGGCUUAGGCAGAGAAAAUGAAACAUUUAUGGGCUGUUCUGAUAUUACUAUUUUGGCGAAUAUUCCAAGUACUACUGUUCCACCCAUUAUCUCUACAAGUACUACGACAACAACAAGCAGCUCAACGUUACGAUCGGCAAAGCGUGGGUCGAUCAAACCGACGCAGCGUUGGCCAGCACUAACCACCCAACGAUGGUCGGUACUAUCAACUGAACGAUGGUCAAUGUUAUCAAUAAAAUAUUCUUCGGUACCAUCAGCCAAGCAAUCGGCAGUGCUAACAACGAUCAUUUCAUCAUCACCAACAACAACAACAACAACCAUGAGUAUGACUACUACUCAUUCGCCUGUUCGUAUAUCACCAUGGUCAGCAUUAUUAGUUGCUUAUCAGAGAGGUGACGACGUAAUUUAUAGUGGUAUAAAAUAUCGAUGUGUUACUUCUCAUCGAUCAUAUGCAGGUGCUGAGCCUGGUCUUCUUACGUGGGCUUUAUGGCGAAAACUGGAAUGA